AUGAAUCUAUUGUUUUGUUUGCUUCAAAAUAUUUUAUCUUGUAUUAUAUUUCUUCACUAUGAGUUUUAUACCGUAAAAAGUGAGAACAGAAUAGCAGUUCGAAACAAUGGGGUGAAAUUUUCACAAUUCAAAUCAUUUUUUGAUGUAUCGCCGGAUUAUCUCAAAUGGUCGGAGAAUCAACGUGCACAACUAGAAUCAAUUACAAAUAAUCUAGCAUCAAACAAAACGCCUCACAUCAUGGAACCUUUAAUUAAUCCAUUAAAGCAAUCUUCAAUAACUCAUAGUGAUUUUAUACAUAGUGCAAAUAAACGAACAUCGAAACAAGCACCUGGUGAGGAUAAAAAUACUAUUAACUCUGAUAUCGAAAUAUCAAACUCUAGUUCUGUGAUCGAUGAAUCUAAUGAGGGUAAUAUUACGGCAUCUACUGUAGUCUACUCAGGAACGACGUCAGUUAUACUAGCAUUACUAACAGCCAUAGUUAGUUUUAUCACAAUUGUUGGAAAUAUACUAGUUCUUAUUUCUUUUUUUGUGGAGAGAGCAUUACGAACAGCAUCAAAUUACUUCAUAGCUUCAUUAGCUGUUACAGAUGUACUGAUUGGAUUUUUUUCAAUGAAUUUUUAUACUUUAUACCUUCUUCUUGGACGGUGGCCUUUAGGAAGACUUUCGUGUGAUUUGUGGCUAAGUUUAGAUUACACAGCCUGUUUAACCUCCCAAUACACAGUACUAAUCAUCACUAUUGACAGAUUUUGUUCAGUUCGUAUACCUGCAAAAUACAGAAACUGGAGAACUGAAAGAAAGAUUCUUAUACUAGUUGCUGUUACGUGGAUUAUACCAUCAUCUGUAUUUUUUACCACAAUAAUGGGUUGGCCUUACUUUCACACUGAUGGUAAUCCUAGACCAGAUGAUGAAUGCUAUGCAGAAUUUGCAACAGAUCCGAUAUUUAAUACUGUUUUUACCGUGUGCUAUUUUUGGGUUACUUUGUGUGUGAUGUUAGUUUUAUAUGUUGGUAUCUACCGUGUAGCUGCUGAUUUACAAAAGCGUAGUGACGAAAAACGAAAUCGUGUUUCCGGCCUUAUUACCAACAGUACACAAAAUAAUAAAACAACCACGCAUAUGAUGUUGAACAAUCAAAGAGCUUCAUCUCACGGUAUGAACCAAAAAAUUACAAAUAAUAACAACUAUCCGUAUAAUAGUAGCAUUGGUGGUUUAGGAGAUUCGUCUGGUUUCGAUUCAGACGAAGGUAAAUCAGACCCUGUAAAACAAAAUCCUUUAUCGAAAACAAACAAACUUGGGGAAAAGCAGAAUAGACAAAUCACCAAAAUAUCAGCUGGACCACAAACCGAGAAAGCUUUUGUUGCAUUACCGAGGAUUGAAGCUAGAUGUGACAUUGCGCCAAGUGUGCUAGGAGCGACUGGUAUUAUUCCUACGAAACCAAAAAUUUGUGAUUUAUCUAAAGCUAAUCCUAAUGGAUUAAAUGAAGUUCCAGAAACUGAUCUAGGUUAUAUUUGUCCAACAUCCGUUAUGGUAAGUAAAAGUCUUGGUCUUGUAAUCAGUUCACCAGUUUUGACAGACGACGAUAGUGGACUUGAAGUAAAUGACUGCCAUUCAGUUUUGCCGAAGAAAGUGCAAGAGUUACCUAUACCACUAUCAUAUGAUUGUUUAAAUGAAAAAGAAUCAAGCCCAGUAUCAGAAAAGGAGGAUCGAUCAGCCAACUAUAAAACAGAAAACAAAAAGAAAGAAAAACAAACUAACAAUCACUCUCGAUUAACACUGAAUACUUCAAAUUUUUCUGAGUCAACGUCAUCAAAAGGUACUGAAAAUACUACAAAUAACACUCACAAUUAUGAUGCUCACACAACAGUUUAUCCUGCAAAUUCAAAAUCACAAUUUUGCAGAAGCAACAUUGACUGUUGUAACUCUUCAGAGUUAGAAACUAACUUGCAAACACCAUUGUAUGUAAAUAACUCAUCUCCUAUCUGGAAAUCUCGCCCUUUGUGUUGUGAUGGAAUAGUCAGUGCACCAUGUUCAGUUAGAAGUUACCAAUAUACAAAUAGACGAAUUGAGGAAUGUAUGAGCCAGCAAGAAUGUAUAAUAUGUAUGCGUCAACAGCAACAACAGGAUUCUGAUACAUUACAAUCAAGUUCCAGUUUCGGAGAUUUCGGUGGUCCAAUUGUAUGUGAUGAAAAAUGUCUAUGUCAUUCUCAAGCUUUUGAUCAUCGGAAAACAUCGUUAAAUAUUUCUUUCAGAUCACGUUUAUUAUUUUAUUUACAAUCAAUUAAAUUAAAAAUACAUAAUGAAAAUAUUGUGGAGCAUGUGAAAAAAUCAUUUAUCCGUAGAAAAUCAAAGCAUAAAAAUAUUGAACGUGGUCGACGUGAAAAUCGUGCACGUAAAGCAUUAAGAACAAUCACAUUUAUAAUGGGUGCUUUUGUUAUAUGUUGGACACCAUAUCAUAUAGUGAUAAUGAUUAAAGGUAUAUGCGAUGAUAUUCAAAAAAAAUAUACCUGUGUAAAUGAUAUAUUCUAUAGUGUAACUUAUUGGUUAUGUUAUAUGAAUUCACCAAUUAAUCCAUUCUGUUAUGCAUUAGCAAAUGCACAAUUUAAAAAAACAUUUCUACGUAUAUUUCGUGGUGAUUUUAGAAGAUUAUAA
Molecule: messenger RNA, 2646 nt
Organism: Schistosoma mattheei
Lineage: Eukaryota; Metazoa; Platyhelminthes; Trematoda; Strigeidida; Schistosomatidae
Source: the annotation of a GenBank genome assembly